AUGUCUCGCUCAUAUGAUCGCGCCCUCACUGUCUUCUCGCCUGAUGGGCAUCUCUUUCAGGUCGAAUAUGCUCUGGAAGCAGUGAGGAAGGGAACAUGUGCUGUCGGUGUCCGCGGAAAGGAUAUCGUGGUGCUGGGCGUAGAGAAGAAGUCGGUUCUCCAGCUUCAAGAUCCUCGUACUGUUCGCAAGGUCGCCAUGCUUGAUGAUCAUGUCUGCCUAGCAUUUGCUGGUCUGACGGCGGAUGGCCGAGUACUGAUCGACAAGGCCCGGAUAGAAUGCCAAAGCCAUCGUUUGACGGUAGAGGACCCAGUGACUGUGGAGUACAUCACUCGCCACAUCGCAGGCAUCCAGCAACGGUACACCCAAUCUGGUGGUGUGAGGCCAUUCGGUAUCUCUACGCUCAUCGUCGGCUUCGACCCUCACGAUACGAGGCCUCGGCUCUACCAAACCGAACCCGGAGGCAUUUACAGCGCUUGGAAGGCGAACGCCAUCGGCCGGUCUUCGAAGACUGUCCGUGAAUUCCUCGAGAAGAACCACAAAGAUGACAUGUCGCGUGAUGAUACUAUUAAGCUGACGGUCAAAAGCUUGCUGGAAGUUGUUCAGACUGGAGCGAAGAACAUUGAGAUCAGUGUUAUGGAGAGCUAUGGAAAAGUCACGAGCCUCGACUUGUCGCAGAUUGAAGCCAUCGUCACCGAGAUCGAGCGCGAGAAGGAAGCAGAGGCGGAACGGAAGCGUUCGCGACUAGCUGCGACUGCUGCGGGACAAGCUGCGAUGUCGCAGGCUGCUGGUGGUGGACAGUAA
Molecule: messenger RNA, 801 nt
Organism: Epithele typhae
Lineage: Eukaryota; Fungi; Basidiomycota; Agaricomycetes; Polyporales; Epitheliaceae
Product: N-terminal nucleophile aminohydrolase
Exons: 9
Coding region: 1-801 (266 amino acids)
Biological process (GO): ubiquitin-dependent protein catabolic process
Cellular component (GO): proteasome core complex, alpha-subunit complex; nucleus; proteasome core complex
Source: RefSeq, a predicted model, not a curated record